AAAAACAAGCACUCACAAAUACGAACGCCGCGCAAUUCGCCUGCUCCUUGCAACCUGAGAGUUCACCGCGGCGUACGGGCGAACCUUCUGGAAGCUUCCCUUCGCUGUCCCGUCGACACGCCGCGGUGGCGCCGCCCACGCCCCAGGCGCCGGUCCUCUCCCGCCGCAAGACCGCCUCCGCCGAGGCGAAGCCGUCGGAGGCAGCGACCACCAGCCUCGCCGGCGCCCUCGCGCGCGAGCGAAUAAGGCGCCGCGGUGAGCGGGAGGAAGAGGAGGAGGCGGCGCCGUUCUGGCAGAGAACCUGGUUCCUGGCACUGCUGCUCGGGAUGGCCGCCGCGUCGUUCGCGCUCGCGCUUCUGCUCUACCUCGGCCUCGACCUCCCCGAGGCGUCGCCGUCGCAAUCCUACGCCGCUGACCUGGACACCGCUGUCGAGAUUUCCUACGGAUCAGUGAUCAAGUUGAUGCAUGAGAGGACCAAGUUUCGGCUGCAUUCCCACGACGUGCCGUAUGGAUCUGGUAGCGGCCAGCAGUCGGUCACCAGCUUCCCCAAUGUGGAUGACGCUAACAGCUACUGGAUUGUGAGACCUCAACCGGAUACGUCAGCAAAACAAGGUCAUGCUAUAACACCUGGAACAAUCGUCCGGCUUCAACAUAUGAGGACUAGAAAGUGGUUGCACAGUCAUCUGCAUGCUUCUCCCAUUACAGGGAAUCUGGAGGUUAGUUGCUUUGGUGGUGAGGGUGAGUCAGAUACAGGAGACUAUUGGAUGCUCGAGAUUGAGGGCAGUGGGAAAACAUGGCGUCAAAACCAACAAAUUCGGUUGCGCCAUGUUGACACUGGUGGCUAUCUGCACAGCCAUGACAGGAAGUAUACCCGCAUUGCAGGUGGACAGCAAGAGGUAUGCGGUGUUGGCGACAAGCGACCCGACAAUGUCUGGAUUGCAGCUGAAGGUGUCUACUUUCCGGUGAGCCAGGCUAAAUAGCUCCCUUGCUGGAUGAGAGGUGUCAUCACUGAAAUAACAAUUUGUGUAUGAUUCGGAAUACUGGACUUGUAAUCAUUAGAAAUGUUUGGCUACGUCCGAGUUCAGUUAACUCGAGCUGUUAGUGUUAUGUAAGCUUGUUGUAUAUGAACUGAAGAGCACAUGAUGCUGCCUAUUACCAUUUCGUUCGUGCUU
Molecule: messenger RNA, 1172 nt
Organism: Hordeum vulgare subsp. vulgare (domesticated barley)
Lineage: Eukaryota; Viridiplantae; Streptophyta; Magnoliopsida; Poales; Poaceae
Product: stromal cell-derived factor 2-like protein
Exons: 6
Coding region: 327-980 (217 amino acids)
Source: RefSeq, a predicted model, not a curated record